GAUGACGUAGUGACAAGGCGCAGAAGACAGGAGCCUCCCCCUUCUUUGGCAGCUGCUCGGCGAAAUAAACAUGACGAUGUUGACAAUGUUUUUCAUGGAAGACUCCUAAAACCCGCUGCGCUCGAUACAACGCGCAGGUUGGACAUUGUAUAUGAGAUUGUGUCUCAACUGGGGACAAACUACAGUUUUAACAAGGGGAAAGAACGCUCGGCGCAGAAAUGCCUCUGCUAUUUCUGGAGAGGUUCCCAUGGCCCAGUCUGCAGACCUACACGGCGUUGACGGUGGUUCUGCUGGCAGGGAGCAUCUUCAGCGCCUAUACCACUGUGACCGAUCCUGGCUUCGGAUCUUUGGAAGCGGAUGAGUCCCCAACGCCCACGGAUAUGGAUCUAGAACAUUUGAAUAAUGAUAUUAGUAACACAGAACUGGCAACCACUGUCUUAUGGUAUCUGGUGACAGACAGCCUCUUUGUAUGGGUGCUAGUGAACACAGUCUGCUGUUUUUUAAUGUUAAUCGCAAAAAUGAUCCAGUAUUUGGUGUUUGGCCCUCUCCGAGUCAGUGAGAAACAGCAUCUCAAGGACAAGUUCUGGAACUUCAUCUUCUACAAGUUUAUAUUCAUUUUUGGCGUGCUGAACGUACAGACAGUGGAGGAGGUGGUUAUGUGGUGUCUGUGGUUCUCAGCACUGGUUUUUCUUCAUCUCAUGGUGCAGCUCUGCAAGGACCGAUUUGAAUAUCUGUCCUUCUCGCCCUCCACUCCCAUGAACAGCCACGUGCGAGUCAUGUGUCUGCUUGUCUCCCUGCUGUUGGACUGCUGCGGUCUAGCAGUGGUCUGUGGUCUGAUGGGGGAAUCUCAUGGAAUGCACACUCUUUCUUUUAUGGCCGCAGAGUGCCUGAUGGUGACUGUUCGCACAGGACACGUCAUCAUGCGCUACUCCAUCCACCUGUGGGACCUAAAGCACCCAGGAACAUGGGAGAGUAAAGGAACUUAUGUCUAUUACACAGACUUUGUCAUGGAGUUGGCAAUGCUCUUUCUAGACCUCAUGCAUCACAUUCAUAUGCUGCUUUUCGGUAACAUCUGGCUGUCCAUGGCAAGCUUGGUCAUCUUCAUGCAGCUGCGAUAUCUCUUCCACGAGGUGCAGCGCCGCAUCCGCAGACACAAAAAUUACCUUCGUGUCAUCAACAACAUGGAGGCCAGAUUUGCGGUUGCCACUGCCGAGGAGCUGGCAGCGAAUGAUGAUGAUUGUGCAAUUUGCUGGGAUGCCAUGGUGACAGCGCGCAAGCUCCCCUGUGGUCAUCUCUUCCACAACUCUUGUUUGCGCUCUUGGCUGGAGCAGGACACGUCGUGCCCCACUUGUCGCAAGUCGCUCAACAUCAACGACGAAGGCGAGCAGGCCAGAGGCCAGCAGCAGGGCACCCGCAUGGUUGACAACGCCGGCCCCGCCGGAGCCGCUGCAGAUCCGAGACCGCACAUCAAUCAGCACAAUCACUUCUUCCACUUUGACGGUCUGCCUGCCUGCACGCACAAAAAUGCGCUUUACACAGUGUGUGAGCUAGUCACUUUAAUCGAGCAUUCUCUCACAGGCUCACGUAUUGCCAGCUGGUUGCCCAGUUUCUCAGUAGAAGUGAUGCACACCACCAACAUCUUGGGGAUUGCUCAGGCUAACAACUCUCAGCUGACAGCUAUGGCCCAUCAGAUCCAGGAGAUGUUCCCUCAGGUCCCCUCCUACCUGGUUAUGCAAGACCUCCAGCUAACCCGCUCUGUAGAGGUCACCACUGACAACAUCCUAGAGGGACGAAUCCAGGUGCCUUUCCCUCCACCUUCACAGGCCAUUGAGCGCGGUGCAUUGCAGGUGAGUCCUGCUCUCGACGAACAGGCGGGACCCAGCGGAACCGCUUCCGUCGCCGCGGAGGGUCCCAGUGAGCCCGACAACACGGAAGCCAGAGGCGGUCGCUUCUCUAAGUCUGCUGAGGAGAGGCAGACAAUGUUAAAGCAACGCAAAGAGGAUCUGAUCCAGCAAGCGCGCAGGAGAUACCUGACCAAAAGUCCAGAGGAGAGGGUUGACGAUAUUCCCAGCCUAGAGGACGAGGAGGAAGACUCUUUCUCACUUUUCGACUCUACAACGCUGAGGCGUCGAUCCACGGCGGCGGCCGCAGAGAGACGCAUGCAACAGGACCCCGAGCCCUGAAAACCAAGCUCCAAAUUUCAGCAUCCACCGCUAAGGCAUGACAUGUUGACAGUGUUUUUAACUCCUCCCCCUCACGAUGUACAUGCAGUACAAUGGGCGGCCACCAUCACUUCUUCUCGAGGCCGGACAAUCGGGACGGGCCUCGACGUCACUCUUCGCAGGUAAGCUACUGGGAGCAUUGUCGAUCCCAAUGCUCUUUGUGUACGUGCCACACAUUGAAAGCAGCAGCUUGAGCAGGCAGGGAGCUACAAUGUAGUCGAGCUGUCGGCAGAGCAAUUUUAAGAGCAUGCGUUGCGUUCAGAGAAACCAAGUCUUUGAAAAGCUCUUUGGUUACUUGUUUUUCCCCUUCCAGAAUUCUUAUGUUCUCUUCCGGAAAACAAAAACAUCUGAUGUACUAGUGUGUUAUUUUAUGGCUUUCAACUGUGAACUGCAGUAAAUGUAGGCAAAAUCCUUUUAUUUUUUUUGUUUGCUUCUUACCCUGAUGUAAGAGAAUGUCACUUUCGUAUUUUUCAGUCUGGACAUGAAUGUUUUAAUGCUGCAAACAGAAGUAUUGAUGUGUCAGGUGUAUCAUUUCCAUCCGUUAUUUAACCAGCAAGGGGAGUAUAAUUAGGUGUGUACAUUUUGGGGGAGUUCUAAUAUCUUCUCUUGUAAGCAACAAAGAAGAAGUAUUGUUUUGUAUAAGUGUGAUGGGUUUCCUUCUUUGAACUACUCUCUCUGUUGAUGAAUUCUUUUCAGAGUAUUUGGCAUCUCAUGUCUGAUUUUAGCAUUUUCAAAUAGGAAAAGGGUGAAUGGAAAUGGUUUGCCUUUUUUAUUCACAUGGGAAGGGGGGGGGGGGGGGGACAUACCAGCAAGCAACAUGAUCACUAUUUUUUUAAUUUGGAGAUGUUUUAUUUUUCAUCGAUUAGUUUUUUUUUUGUUUUUUUUAAAUAACCGUUCGUCUGACGGUUGAUUUGUUUUUGGAAUUGAACAGUGCGCUGUGAAUUGAAUGCUGUGUAUGGCGGACAGCCUCCAGGUUCACCACCCUUGUUUGAAAUGCUGAUAUGGGACGGUUCUUGCUCGCUAUUUGGGGAAGGGUGUUUGGGAUGUGACUUGGAUUAUUGAAACAAGAAGCAUUUGGAUUGUUUUUUUUUUUUUUUAGUCACUUAACUCUUAAUUUCUAACAAAUUUCUGAAUUUAUCAAAGAUUAAAAGACAUGGUUUUGGACUAAAUGUUACCAGUGUAAAUGUGCCUACAAAAUAAGAUGGUUUCAUCAUGGGUCAUCCUGUAAAUUCAUUUUUUUUUUUUUUGUAAAUGAUAUACAGAAUACAUACUCAAUAAAAAGAAACAAGUGGCUGCAGCUUUUUAGCAAAA
This is a messenger RNA of Syngnathus acus (greater pipefish), 3533 nucleotides long. Its product is annotated as E3 ubiquitin-protein ligase AMFR-like. Gene Ontology annotation, molecular function: ubiquitin protein ligase activity; ubiquitin binding. Gene Ontology annotation, cellular component: endoplasmic reticulum; ubiquitin ligase complex; cytosol. Gene Ontology annotation, biological process: ubiquitin-dependent protein catabolic process; endoplasmic reticulum unfolded protein response; protein K48-linked ubiquitination. NCBI's taxonomy places the organism in Eukaryota, Metazoa, Chordata, Actinopteri, Syngnathiformes, Syngnathidae. The record is from RefSeq and is a predicted model, not a curated record.